Molecule: messenger RNA, 512 nt
Organism: Pieris napi
Lineage: Eukaryota; Metazoa; Arthropoda; Insecta; Lepidoptera; Pieridae
Product: V-type proton ATPase subunit e 2-like
Exons: 4
Coding region: 94-348 (84 amino acids)
Biological process (GO): proton transmembrane transport
Cellular component (GO): plasma membrane proton-transporting V-type ATPase complex; proton-transporting V-type ATPase, V0 domain
Molecular function (GO): proton-transporting ATPase activity, rotational mechanism
Source: RefSeq, a predicted model, not a curated record
GCUGCCAACAUUGAUAAACGCCCACCAUCUUUGGGCAGCUAAUAUUUGUGUAUUUGGGGAAGUUUUAUAUAUUCUUAUUGAAAUCAUCCCAAAAUGGGUGCGUCAUUUCUUCCCAUCACUGUUUUCACAGUAUUAUGGGGUGUGGUGGGUAUCGUGUGCCCGUUCUUUGCUCCCAAGGGCCCCAACAGAGGGAUCAUCCAGGUGGUGUUGAUGUUGACAGCAGCUACGUGCUGGUUAUUCUGGCUUUGUGCGUACAUGGCACAGAUGAAUCCAUUGAUUGGGCCCAGACUUAGCAACGAUACACUUAUUUGGAUUGCACGCACUUGGGGUCAACCGUAUACAGCAUAAGGAAAUCAACGUCAAAAUGUAAUUUAUUAAAUAUAAUUUGGCGAAUUAAAAGUAUAAUAAUAAUUUAAGGUUACAAAUAUCAGCUGUUUAUUGAUUUUUUUUUGCUCCAUUCCGAAUAGAAUUAAGUGUUUCUGUAGAUAACCGAAUAAAUAUUUAAAGUUGAA